This is a messenger RNA of Drosophila bipectinata, 2027 nucleotides long. RefSeq names its product protein anoxia up-regulated. The record is from RefSeq and is a predicted model, not a curated record. Lineage: Eukaryota; Metazoa; Arthropoda; Insecta; Diptera; Drosophilidae.
UCCGUGCCAUUCUCAGGCAGAUCAACUCGAACGGGCGUCCAGUGAACAACACGCAACGACGAUAAAUCCGAACCAAAUCCAACGAACAAUUCAUUAAUACAUCUACUAAGAACAAAAUCACCAAAAACAAAAUGGUUUACGAAAGUGGAUUCACAACUCGCAGAACGUACACCUCGAGGCCGGUGACGACUUCCUAUGCCGUUACGUACCCGACUGUCUCGAAAGUGACUCGAGUGUACAAGUCGAGUUACCCCAUCUACUCGAGCUACUCGGUGCCCAGGUAUGGUGGCACCCGGGUCAUUACUUCGCCCAUCCGAGUUGUAACCUCUCCCGCCCGCGUGGUGUCCCGCGUCAUACACUCUCCAUCGCCGGUUCGCGUUGUCCGCACGACGACCCGAGUGAUUUCAUCGCCGGAGCGCACCACCUCGUACUCCUACACCACGCCAUCGACCUACUAUAGCCCCACAAUUCUGCCAUCGAGCUACUACACUUCGACCUUGACCCCGACAUCGUACACUACUUACACGCCGUCGUACCACUACAACCCAACUACGAUCACCCGGGUGUACGCUCGUUCGGUAUCUCCGGUGAGGAUCACCACCUCCCCGGUUAGGAUCACCCGUACCCCGGUCCGUGCCGUGCCCUCGUACCUGAAGAGGCUGCCGCCUGGCUAUGGCGCCCGGGCCCUAACCAAUUACCUCAAUACCGAACCCUUCACCACCUUCUCUGAGGAAACUAGCCGGAUUCGCAACCGCGCGCAGUCCCUGAUUCGUGACUUGCAUACUCCUGUGGUUCGCCGCGCACGCAGCUGCACUCCUUUCCCAGUCACUGGUUACGAUUAUGCCCCAACUUCGCAAUUGGCUCUUGAUGCCUAUGUGGCCCGUGUCACAAACCCAGUUCGCCAUGUUGCCAAGGAGGUUCACAACAUUUCGCACUACCCUCGGCCAGCUGUUAAAUAUGUUGAUGCCGAGUUGGAUCCUAACCGUCCGUCUAGAAAAUUUUCUGCUCCUAGGCCCCUGGAGGAUCCCGUCGAUCUCGAAUCGAAGGAGAAGCAGCGCCUGCGCCAGGAGCGUCUCCUGACCGUCAACGAGGAGGCCCUCGAUGAGGUGGACUUGGAGAAGAAGCGUGCCCAGAAAGCUGAUGAGGCCAAGCGUCGUGAAGAGAAAGCUCUGAAGGAGGAACGCGAUCGCUUGACCGCUGAGGCCGAAAAGCAGGCUGCUGCAAAGGCCAAGAAGGCUGCUGAAGAAGCUGCCCAGAAAGCCGCCGAGGAAGCUGCCCAGAAGGCCGCCGAUGAGGCUGUUGCCCAAAAGGCCGCCGAGGAGGCUGCCCAGAAGGCCGCAGAAGAGGCUGCACAGAAGGCCGCUGAGGAGGCUGCUGCACAAAAGGCCGCCGAGGAGGCUGCCCAAAAAGCUGCCGAAGAAGCUGCCCAGAAAGCAGCCGAAGAAGCUGCUCAGAAAGCCGCUGAAGAGGCUCGUCUAGCCGAAGAAGCUGCCCAAAAAGCUGCCGAGGAAGCUGCUCUGAAGGCUGCCGAAGAAGCUGCUGCCCAGAAAGCCGCCGAGGAGGCUGCUGCCCUGAAGGCCGCUGAAGAAGCUGCUGCCCAACAGGCUGCCGAGGAGGAGGCCCGUGCCCAGGAGGAGACUCGUCUGGCAGAGGAGCAGCGUCAGCGCGAACAGGAGCUGGAGCGCUUGGCGGAAAUCGAGAAGGAAGCCGAUAGCGAACUGGCCCGUCAGGCUGCCGAGCUGGCCGAGAUUGCCCGCCAGGAAGCCGAGCUGGCGGCCCAGGAACUCCAAGCCAUUCAGAAGAAUGACAACGAGGAGAAUCCUGAACCCCUGGUCGAAGAGCCUGUAACGCCUCUGGAAGAACAGGAGCCGGUGAUCGAGCUCAGCUCAAAUGCUGAGGAAGCACCCACUGGUGGCAACAGCUACGACGAGGAAGCCCUCGAAGAUGAUGAGGAGGAGGAGGAAGAAGAGGAGGAAUAGAUCCUCAAAAGAAAAGGCAAACUGUCAGUAAAAAAAAAUAAUUAAAAA